AUGUCGCGAAUCAACGUCGGAAUAGUUGGAUACGGGAACUCUGCCAAAGUCUACAACCUUCCGUACUUGUUACCUCACCCUGAAUAUCAAGUCUAUGCCUUUCUUCAGCGUUCAGCAGCCCCUUCGGAUCUAGCUAGUGCUAAGCCAGGCUCUCACUGCACCGUCGAUUUCCCACAAGCAAAGCAUUAUCGCACAUCGGACGAGUUUUUUGCCGAUGCGAACAUUAAGCUAGUCAUUGUUUGCACCCAGUUCGACACCCAUGCCGAGUUUGCGGAAAAGGCCUUGAAUGCAAAUAAGCAUGUUCUAGUUGAGAAGCCUUUUACAACAUCGAGCAAAGAAGCCGAUAAGCUUAUUGCACUUGCCAAAGAAAAAGGCAAAAUUUUGACCGUUUAUCAGAGUAAAGUUCUACCAGUUAUUGCUAGUUAUGACGGGCUGCUGACUUUGGCAAAAAUAGAUAGGCGUUGGGAUGGUGACUUUCUGACACUGGAACAUAUCCUUGACAAAGGCGCACUGGGAACAGUUACAGAAGCUGAAAUCCACUAUGAUUUCGAAAAUCCGCCCUGGGUUAGCUCUAUGGCCGCAAAAGGCUACACCCCUGGGGAUGGAAACAUGUUUGGUCUUGGUUCUCAUACUAUUGACCAAGCAUUGGUUCUCUUUGGAAGACCUAAAUCUGUUAUUGGAAUCAUGACAGUUCUACGCGGUAUUGAAAGUGAGACUGAAGAUAGCUUCACUUUGAUCCUGCAGUAUGAUAGCCCGUUGCUGGUUACUGUGAAAACCACAAUCGUUACGCCCAUGGUCAACCAGCCAAAAUACCUUAUUCGAGGAACCAAGGGCUCAUAUCUGAAGUUUGGGACGGAUGUUCAAGAAGACCAAAUCCUGUCAGGGAUUCAAUCUACAAGCGCAGAAUUUGGCAUAGGAGACUCGACUGAUGACGGUAUAUUGACUACAUACGAUGAAUUUGACGGCACAUACCAAACCUACAACUCCAAGGCAAAGAAAUUUUCUGGAAAAUAUCCAACUUUGCCUGGAAGAAAUCGAGGGUAUUAUGAAAACCUAGCCGACGUACUCAGGGGAAGAUCGGAUCUAAAGGUUCAGCCUCAGCAGUCACGCGAUGGAAUCCGUUUAAUGGAAUUGGCACGGGAAUCCUAUCUUACCGGCAAAACGGUUCUUUGGUCAUGA
Molecule: messenger RNA, 1179 nt
Organism: Penicillium waksmanii
Lineage: Eukaryota; Fungi; Ascomycota; Eurotiomycetes; Eurotiales; Aspergillaceae
Product: oxidoreductase
Exons: 4
Coding region: 1-1179 (392 amino acids)
Molecular function (GO): nucleotide binding
Source: RefSeq, a predicted model, not a curated record